GAGGCUCCAGCAAAGCGCACGUGCGCAGAAUGACUCGGCCGGCAUGCUGACAUAAGAUUCUUAUGAUGGCGGGACAUCUUCAGGGGCAUUUGCGGAUCACUUCAGCUCAAUACUGCAACUAAGAUGGACACCAAAGUCCUCCGAAAUGUCUUCUCGAAAAUUUUGGUGGGAUCGCUCGUGCUUCGUUGGCCCCUGGACCAGCUCCCUUCGUAUGCCAAGGUUGUUGGCGAAGACAAACGCCCAGCGGUCGUCAUCCUUGCAAUCACUUCUGCGCUUAUGAUCGCUGCAGUUAUCGAGCGGAGCGUGCACAAGAAGAGUCCGCACAAGGCGAUUAGCUGCGCGAGAUGGUCACUUCUUUCACUUAGCGCUCUAAGUGUGAGUAUCGAUAUACCGAUGUCGGACUCGCUCAUGUCGACAAUUCGAUGCUACGCUCUGAUCGCUCUGCUAUGUUUGCAAGCGCGCAGCAUCAGGGCGGAGGGCGACGGAAGCGACUGCAUCCUGGAUUGCAUUUCGGUUCACCUCGCAGCCUCGAUGCAGCUUCCCUUGCUUCUAGGGCCCUGGGCAAGACUUUCUGAGCUUGUCGACAGCGGUGGAGAGCUCACCUUAGUCCUUCUCACCUUCUCAUCGCUGCUUUGGAUCUCUUGGCUCUCUGUUCAUCUCGCGCUCGUUUUUGAGCAAAAGAAAAGGUUUAAUCCAGCAGGAAAGCAGCCCAACGCAGGCGUGCACAUACCCAAAGACUUCAAUAGAUCAUCAGAGUUUGGGAAAAGGAAGGAUGCGUUUCACGAUUGUUCGUCUGCGGAAGACUUGCGAGGUUGGGCAGCCAAUCGCAUUGUCUACUCCUGUUCAAUCAACUUCUUCUUGCUCUCUGUCUUGCAAUUUUAUUAGUGGAUUAUGCAAGAG
Molecule: messenger RNA, 900 nt
Organism: Acaromyces ingoldii
Lineage: Eukaryota; Fungi; Basidiomycota; Exobasidiomycetes; Exobasidiales; Cryptobasidiaceae
Exons: 1
Coding region: 124-885 (253 amino acids)
Source: RefSeq, a predicted model, not a curated record